UUUUGGAAAGGUGCCAAAUUCUGGCCCCCCUCGACACUCUCGCCGAUUUUUCCGAAUUAAAUUUGAAACACUCGCUCGAUCGUUCUGUUAUAGUGUCUCGCUUACGUAAGUGUUCUCUUGCGGUCAGUUGUUUUUUCUUUUUUGGAGUCUUAUAAGCAGUAGAAAAUGAUUUCGCCGGGAGAAAUCGAAGAUCCACAAAUAACCAGCGAGCAAUUGCUCUCCCUAAAGUCGGACAUCCGGAUCGUGAACAUGCUGGAAGAGUUGGCGCACAAACACUGUCCCUCGCAGUAUCGGGACAUCGAGGGCGGCGGAAAAAUCGCGAAAAAUAAGGAAAAGGCCCUGGGGUUCCGGGAGGACGGUAGGAAAAUGCUGAGACAGAAGAACCACUUUAAGGCCCUGUUGGCUUUCACACAGUGUAUAGCCAACGCGGAAGACAAGUCGGAACUUUUGGGUUUGGGAUACGGCGGCAGGGCCGAGGUGCUCUUUGAAAAGGGAUAUUUUCGCGAGUGUUUACAGGACAUCGAUCGAGCCCUCCAAAACAACUAUCCCAAAGACCUCGUAGAAAAACUACUGGAAAAACAAACUGAAGCCCAAUCGAACCAGUCGAGUCAACCGUUAAAAAAGUACCACGAAGAGACGCCGUCGCUGUCCCACCCGAACGCGAAAAUCCCCUCGGCGUCGGACAGCGUCGAAAUCCAAAACGACGGCUACGGAGGGCGUCAGGUUGUAGCAACGAAACCCAUAGAAGCCGGCGAAAUUGUGGUCGUAGAACGUCCGUAUACGGUAGCCGUAGGUACUAAACCCUCUCAAAGGUACCUGCAUUGCCACGAAUGCUUGGAACGUUGCUACAACUUGAUCCCCUGUCCGAACUGUAGGACGGCGCUGUACUGUAGCGAAAAAUGCCGCGAUACAGCCAAAGAAUGGUAUCACAGUUACGAAUGCGAUCUGUGCCAAUUCGAUUUCAACGAGCUGCUGAACGUUAAAACUGUUUUAAAAGGAUUGAGGGAGUUGACCGGUGUAGGUGCUAACGGACAUCAACAGUUUGAUGGGACAGUUUAUAAAUCGGACAGAUAUGAAGAAAUCCAAGUGCUUCAGACCAACAAAGAAAAACGAUCAGUACGCGACUUAUUCGAGGCAGCGAACGAGGCGUGCAUAAUUCACCACUUUUUGGCGAAAUACUCCGAUUUCUUUGCGAAAUCGCACGUCACCGAGGAGCGCCUCAAGGAGCUCCUCUUCCAUCACUAUUUCAAUACCACUUUGAAUAAAAUAAGCGUGGAAAAAACGAAAAAGAAUUCAAUAGACACGGAAUUCCACGAAGUCGGCGAGGGCGUUUAUGCUUUUGCCAGUUUGUUAAACCACCAUUGUUACGGUAACGUUACGACGACGUUUUACGGGGCGACUUUAGUACUGAGGGCCGCCAAAAACAUCAAAACCGGAGAACCUCUUUAUUUAACUUAUAAAAAUUACAACUUUGCUGAAUACCCUAAACUGGUCAGAUCCCACCAGCUGUUUAAAUAUUACCAGUUCACGUGUAGCUGCGAGGCUUGCGAGAACAAUUGGCCCAUCUUCGACUGUCUUAACCCGGGGGACAUUGAGAAGUACCAACAACUGGCCGAACAGAUUAAGGCCACUUUGAAGGAUCCUAAUGGGGAUAUCGACGGUUUACUACUGCUGGUUACCAAUCAAGUUAAGAAGUUUUCGAACGCGGAACCCACGAAAGUCGAUGUCAACGUUAAGCGGAUAUUUUGUGAUUUGCUUAAGUUUUAUGGCAAUAAAAUAUCUGAUUUUUAGUAUA
This is a messenger RNA of Anthonomus grandis grandis, 1795 nucleotides long. Its product is annotated as SET and MYND domain-containing protein 4-like. Gene Ontology annotation, molecular function: protein binding. The record is from RefSeq and is a predicted model, not a curated record. The transcript has 5 exons. Bases 166 to 1791 code for a protein of 541 amino acids. Lineage: Eukaryota; Metazoa; Arthropoda; Insecta; Coleoptera; Curculionidae.